This is a messenger RNA of Bufo gargarizans (Asiatic toad), 3376 nucleotides long. RefSeq names its product zinc finger protein 585A-like. Gene Ontology annotation, biological process: negative regulation of transcription by RNA polymerase II. The coding region runs from base 18 to 3050 and encodes 1010 amino acids. The transcript is spliced from 6 exons. Gene Ontology annotation, molecular function: DNA-binding transcription repressor activity, RNA polymerase II-specific. NCBI's taxonomy places the organism in Eukaryota, Metazoa, Chordata, Amphibia, Anura, Bufonidae. The record is from RefSeq and is a predicted model, not a curated record.
AUCUGUACAAGGAUGUCAUGAUGGAGGAUCACCGGCCCCUCACAUCACCAGUAAAGGAAGAGAGAACAACACCCAAGAGAUGUCCCAGUCCUCUUCUUCCACAGGAUAAUUCAGGAGAACAUCACUAUGUCCCACAGGAUGGUCAGGUAGAUGGUUAUAAGGGCAUCAUGUUGGAGGAUCACCAGCCCCUUACAUCACCAGAUAAGGAAGAGGGAAGAACACCGGAGAGAUGUCCCUGUCCUCUUCUUCUACAGGAUGGGUCAGAAGAAUGUCACAAUGUCUCACAGGAUGAUCAGGAACCGUCUGAUGACUUCUCCAACCGUCUGAUGACUUCUAAAAUUUUUCUUUCACAGCUUGUGAAUCCGGGUGAAGAUCUGAACAAUAUUAAGCCUACAGAAACAUAUUUGAGGGGUGAUGAGCAGAGUACAGAGGACAUUCCUACAGAUAGCCGCCCAGAUGACGGUUCCAGGAACUUAGAGAAACAUCUGGUAUCUUCAGAUUUUGAAGUAGAUGAUUGUUGUAUCACACGAGAUACAUUUGAAGAGCAUGCCAAUAUCCAAGAUAUAUCUUCAUCCAAUCAUAGCAAUAAUGUAUUAUUGGAUGCUUUUAAACAGGUCCGAUCUUCUGAUUCAUCAAAGACUGUAACACAGAAUAAAAGUCACAGAAAAGGUGGUAAACAUCAAAAAGCUCAUGUAAGAGGGAAGCAAUUUUCAUGUUCAGAAUGUGGAAAAUGUUUUAGAUUUAAAUCUCAGAUUGUUAGACAUCGGAGAAUUCACACAGGAGAGAAGCCAUUUUCAUGUUCAGAAUGCGGUGAAUGUUUUAAUCAGAAAUCAGUUCUUGUUGUACAUCAAAGAAUUCACACAGGGGAGAAGCCAUUUUCAUGUUCAGAAUGUGGGAAAUGUUUUUACCAAAAAUCUAAUCUUGUUGUACAUCAGAGAAAUCACACAGGAGAGAAGUCAUUUUCAUGUUCAGAAUGUGGUAAAUGUUUUCACCAUAAAUCAAAUCUUGUUGUACAUCAUAGAAAUCACACAGGAGAGAAGCCAUUUUCAUGUUCAGAAUGUGGUAAAUGUUUUCACCAAAAAUCUAAUCUUGUUGUACAUCAGAGAAAUCACACAGGGGAGAAGCCAUUUUCAUGUUCAGAAUGCGGUGAAUGUUUUAACAAUAAUUCAGCUCUUGUUGUACAUCAGAGAAUUCACACAGGAGAGAAGCCAUUUUCAUGUUCAGAAUGUGGGAAAUGUUUUCACUACAAAUCAGCUCUUGAUUACCAUAAGACUAUUCACAAAGGAGAGAAGCGAUUUUCAUGUUCGGAAUGUGGGAAAUGUUUUAAUCAGAAAUCAGUUCUUGAUAGACAUCAGAGAAUUCACACAGGGGAGAAGUCCUUUUCAUGCUUGGAAUGUGGGAAAUGUUUUAAUCAGAAAUCAGUUCUUGAUAGACAUCAGAGAAUUCACACAGGGGAGAAGUCAUUUUCAUGUUCAGAAUGUGGGAAAUGUUUUAAUCAGAAAUCAGUUCUUGAUAGACAUCAGAUAAUUCACACAGGAGAGAAGCCAUUAUCAUGUUCAGAAUGUGGGAAAUGUUUUAACAAUAAUUCAGCUCUUGUUGUACAUCAGAUAAGUCACACAGUAGAGAAGCCAUUUUCAUGUUCAGAAUGUGGUAAAUGUUUUCACCAAAAAUCUAAUCUUGUUUUACAUCAGAGAAUUCACACAGGGGAGAAGUUAUUUUCAUGUUCAGAAUGUGGAAAAUGUUUUAAUCAGAAAUCAGUUCUUGAUAGACAUCAGAGAAUUCACACAGGGGAGAAGUCAUUUUCAUGUUCAGAAUGUGGGAAAUGUUUUAAUCAGAAAUCAGUUCUUAAUAGACAUCAGAGAAUUCACACAGGAGAGAAGCCAUUUUCAUGUUCAGAAUGUGGGAAAUGUUUUAACAAUAAUUCAGCUCUUGUUAUACAUCAGAGAAUUCACACAGGAGAGAAGCCAUAUCCAUGUUCAGAAUGUGGAAAAUGUUUUAAGCAGAAAUCAGCUCUUGUUAAACAUCAGAGAAUUCAUACAGGGGAGAAGCCAUUUUCAUGUUCAGAAUGUGGGAAAUGUUUUAAACAGAAAUCAGAUCUUGCUAUACAUCAGAGAAUUCACACAGGAGAGAAGCCAUUUUCAUGUUCAGAAUGUGGUAAAUGUUUUCCCCAAAAAUCUAAUCUUAUUGUACAUCAGAGAACUCACACAGGGGAGAAGCCAUUUUCAUGUUCAGAAUGUGGGAAAUAUUUUGAGUAUAAAUCAACUCUUGUUGCACAUCAAAGAAAUCACACAGGGGACAAGCCAUUUUCAUGUUCAGAAUGUGGGAAAUAUUUUGAGUAUAAAUCAACUCUUGUUGUACAUCAGAGAAUUCACACAGGGGAGAAGCCAUUUCCAUGUUCAGAAUGUGGGAAAUGUUUUAACCGUAAAUCAGAUCUUGUUACACAUCUGAGAAUGCACACAGGAGAGAAGCCAUUUUCAUGUUCAGAAUGUGGGAAAUGUUUUAACAUGAAAUCAGAAUUGGUUAUACAUCAGAGAAAUCACACAGGGGAGAAACUGUUUUCAUGUUCAGAAUGUGGAAAAUAUUUUAACCAGAAAUCAUAUCUUGUUACACAUAAGAGAAUUCACACAGGGGAGAAGCCAUUUUUAUGUUCAGAAUGUGGUAAAUGUUUUAACAGUAAAUCACAACUUGUUAUACAUCAGAGAAAUCACACAGGAGAGAAGCCAUUUUCAUGUUCAGAAUGUGGGAAAUGUUUUAACAGUAAAUCAUAUCUUGUUAUACAUCAGAGAAAUCACAUAGGAGAGAAGCCAUUUUCAUGUUUAGAAUGUGGGAAAUGUUUUGAGUAUAAAUCAGCUCUUGUUGUACAUCAAAGAAAUCACACAGGGGAGAAGCCAUUUUCAUGUUCAGAAUGUGAAAAAUGUUUUAACCGUAAAUCAUCUCUUGUUGUACAUCAGAGAAUUCACACAGGAGAGAAGCCAUUUUCAUGUUCAGAAUGUGAUAUGUGUUUUAACCUAAAAUUAUCUCUUGUUAAACAUCAAAAAACCCACAUAUAAGAGAAGCCAUCUUCAUGCUUAGCCCGUUAGUGACCUCCCUUAUGUGUUUUUUUUUGGUGGUCACUGGCUUUAUUCUUUCAGAUACUCCUUUUUACAUGGAGCUAAAACAGCGCCUUGCAUUCAGUUACUUAAGGUAGCCAAGGGCUUGGAGCGAUGAUUGGGAUCGCUGUGAGAGCUCCCUAAACAAACAUAGUCUCCUGUAUUGAAUGAAUAUUGGUAAUCAAAGGACAGAAGAUCCAGUUAAAAGUGAAACUAAGUCUACUUUCACACUGGUGUUUUGGCUUUCAGUUUGCGAGAUCCGUUCAGGGCUCUCACAAGCGGUCCAA